Molecule: messenger RNA, 385 nt
Organism: Aureobasidium pullulans EXF-150
Lineage: Eukaryota; Fungi; Ascomycota; Dothideomycetes; Dothideales; Saccotheciaceae
Exons: 1
Source: RefSeq, a predicted model, not a curated record
CGCUGCGAGUCUUUGAUCACUUCAGGAAAAGGCUUUUAGGCAGGUUGACCGCUUCAUUGUCGGUCCCGAUGGGUCGCGUGAGAAAGAAGUCCGUCCUGUAUCUCCUGCUCCAUAUUUCAACUGAAGGAAGCGGGUCGUUUGUGAUGCAACAUAAUCAUUUGUGCAAGUCGUCAAGAAGGCUUGGUCCCAUAUCUCUCGUGAAAGCAUGCCGCUCAAGACAUAUCCUCUUGCUGUCUGAUUGCAAUGGCCCGAUCUACAAUUCGACUGGGAUCUUCUGCCGUCAGUACACUGUGGCUAGGGACUUGGACAAUGUUUGGACGUUAAUGUGUAUCAUUCGUUGCAGCAUGUCUAUAAUCUAAGUGUAUAAUCCUCUAUGGCCGGCAUG